AUGAUCUUCCUUAGAAGACACCAUGAUGAAAGUAUUAUUUAUGACUAUGCCAACAUAAGAGACCCUAAAGAGCUAUGGAAGUCUCUGAAAAAUCGUUUUGAUCAUCAGAAAGACAUAACACUUCCACUUGCGCGAGAUGGAUGGCAGAGUCCGAGAUUCCAAGAUUUCGACAAAGUGAUGAAUUACAAUUCUGUUGUGUUAGGAACUGUGACCAAAUUGAAAUACUGUGGUGAAACAAUCACCGAAUCUCAAAUGCUUGGGAAGACAUGCACCACAUUCCACAAGAGCCACAUCACCCUGCAACAACAGUACAUGUUGCGGGGAUAUACCAAAUUUUCUGAUUUGAUUGUAGCGCUUCUCAUAGCAGAAAAGAACAACGAGCUUCUGAUCAAGAAUCACAUGACUUGUCCAACUGGUUCUAAACCGUUUCCUGAAGCAAACGCAUUGGAUGCGAAGAAACCAGUCAAAGAAAAUAAGGCCUUUCGGGGUCGCGGUCAUGGUCGUCAAAACUACUGUGGACGUGGACGAAAGUACAAUCCACAAGAUAGGAAGUCAUUCCAGUGGGUCCGCUCUGAGCAAUCCCCUAAGGGAAAAGAACACCAAGGAAAUACCUCCCAGAAGCGAGAAGAAGCUUGUUUCAGAUGCGGUACUAAGGGAUAUUGGUCUCGUUUAUGUCGUACCCCUGCACACCUUUUUGCUCUAUACAAGGAGUCCGUCAAAGGGAAAGAAAAAGAAGUAAACUCUGUGGAACACUCUCAGGGAUACGUUUUUACAGUUGGAAGAACUGCUAUAUCAUGGCGCUCUCAGAAGCAAACACUAGUAGCUACUUCCUCCAACCAUGCUGAAACAAUUGCUCUCCACGAAGCUAGUAGAGAGUGUGUUUGA
Brassica oleracea var. oleracea is the source of this 885-nucleotide messenger RNA. RefSeq lists its product as uncharacterized. The record is from RefSeq and is a predicted model, not a curated record. The transcript has 2 exons. The coding region runs from base 1 to 885 and encodes 294 amino acids. Lineage: Eukaryota; Viridiplantae; Streptophyta; Magnoliopsida; Brassicales; Brassicaceae. Gene Ontology annotation, molecular function: nucleic acid binding; zinc ion binding.